This is a messenger RNA of Dujonia railenensis, 1251 nucleotides long. Lineage: Eukaryota; Fungi; Ascomycota; Pichiomycetes; Serinales; Debaryomycetaceae. The record is from the annotation of a GenBank genome assembly.
AUGUUGUAUCGAAUAGCGGUAUCCAUUCUCAUACUGUUGAUAAUAUUUUUGAAUCUCUUCUCUCCCACAGUCCCACUCUCCUUGAAGAAAAACUCCGAAUUCCCCCCAUUAGUUCUUCCUAUACAUGUGCGAUUUGGUGAUGAAGGCUAUAUAUUCCCAGAUCUAGUUGAAGCUGCCCAAUUGCAGGUUAAUUCCGAAUUGGAAAACUUACAGAUUAAAAAUUGGAAAGUAUUAUUAGUAGAUGAGUUAGAAGAAUCGAGAAAUAUUGAUAGAGAGAAGAAUUCAUUGAAGGUGACAGAAUCUAAAUUGAUAUCUGGGGUAGAUGAAAAAUCACAGAACAGAAACCAAGAAAUUUCCAAUGAUGUGUACUCUAUAGUAUUAUUUAGAUCGGGUGAUAUUUCUGUCGGGGUAGACACAGAACAGUGUAAGACGUACUUGUUUUAUACGGCAAGUGCUGUGUAUGCCAAUGAUUUACCAUUCUUUAUCACACAAGCCGUAAUUCACCAUUUCAUGAAAUCAGAAAUUUUGAUGCUCCAAAAUGAUGAACAUGAGAUUAAUUUACCACUGAAUUUGACUGUCAAUUUUGCAACUCCUCUACAAGACGAUCCGAUAAACCAAUUGGAUUGGAGUUCUGCUAUGCAAAUGAUAUUCCAGCCAUUUUAUGAAAUUUUGUACCAGAAGGCAGGCAUGGUUGUAGAUCUGUUUAAAAUACAAAGAGAUUGGAGUCCUAUAAAUAAUCUCGACGACGGUGAGCUUACUUACUAUUGCAGUCAAAACGUGAGUUUUUAUCCGAAUUAUAAGUAUAUAGCAACAAAUCCAGAACUAAUGAAAUUCAUUUCUGAUAGUAUAUAUGCCAUUGAAAAACAGAUGGGUAUUCCAGAGCACCCCGACAAUAAUCUUAGAUUAAAGUUGCAAAUGGUUAAGAGAGUAGUGGCAGUUAGAAAGCUAAGGAAAGUAAGAGAGUUGCUAAUGGAAUUGAUAUCAAAGGGUGUAAUAUCUUCAAAGAGCUAUGUGGAAGAAUAUGAAAAUUUGGUUGGCACUGGCGGGAUGCAACCAGGGCCAGCAGAUGAUGAGAUCAGCGCAUGGGAGCAAUUUUUUGACCGUUGUGAAAAAUUAUUGCAAAAGAUUGAACUAGUAGAAGAAAAUGGUGGUAGUAUAUUGAGAUUGUAUUAUAAGAUUGUUUGGAAUUAUUUUGAUUUGGUGCUAAGCUUUCUAAUUGGGAUGUUAUUAUUUACUCUCUAUAUAGGGUGA